Messenger RNA from Ascochyta rabiei, 2541 nucleotides. Its product is annotated as Platinum sensitivity protein. NCBI's taxonomy places the organism in Eukaryota, Fungi, Ascomycota, Dothideomycetes, Pleosporales, Didymellaceae. Bases 1 to 2541 code for a protein of 846 amino acids. Gene Ontology annotation, biological process: DNA damage response; protein dephosphorylation. The transcript has 7 exons. Gene Ontology annotation, molecular function: protein phosphatase activator activity. The record is from RefSeq and is a predicted model, not a curated record. Gene Ontology annotation, cellular component: protein phosphatase 4 complex; nucleoplasm.
AUGGCCCUGGUAGCGCCACCGGCCCACGAUCGCAAGCGCGUCAAGGUCUACGAGCUCAAGAACAAUGACUGGUUCGACAGGGGCACAGGCUUUUGCAGGGGCGUUGUAGUGAAUCAGGAAGAAGCCAAGAUCGUCGUCUUGUCCGAAGACGACCAGACGCGCCAGUUGCUCGAGACGCGCAUCAGCAAGGACGAUGGCUACCAGAAGCAGCAGGAUACACUCAUAGUGUGGACCGAGCAGAACGGCACCGACAUGGCCCUCAGUUUCCAGGAGCCAGAGGGCUGCGCCAACAUAUGGGAAUUCGUCAACGAAGUGCAGUCGCGGUUGCAGCAGUUGGCUCAAGACGAUGGUCUUUCAGACGAUAUCGACCACAUUGGUCCCAUAAUGCUGCCCAAUCCAGACCUUGGCAACCUCCACGAGAUCGAAAACCACAUGCGCGCAGCAAACUCGACACCGGGUGGUCGCGAAGCCCUGGCCAAAUUCAUCCUGGCGCAAAAGUACAUUCCCAUGCUGAUACCCCUCGUGGACAUGGCAGAGGACCUUGAGAGCGUAUCAGAUCUGCAUCGGCUGUGCAGUAUCAUGAAGAUGCUCAUUCUGCUCAACGACACUUCCAUCAUAGAAUAUGUCGUGCACGAUGAUAUCAUCUUGGGCGUUGUUGGGGCACUGGAGUAUGACCCAGAUUUCCCGCUACACAAGGCCAACCAUAGACAGUACCUCUCCGACGAGUCCAAGUUUAAGGAAGUGGUCAAAAUCGAGGACGAUUCCAUAAAACGGAAAAUCCAUUCGACGUACCGCCUGCAGUAUCUCAAGGAUGUCGUACUUGCGCGCAUCCUCGACGAUCCCACCUUCUCGGUCCUCAAUUCGCUCAUCUUCUUCCACCAAGUCGACAUUGUCCAACAUCUGCAAUCGAACCUUCCUUUCUUGAAAGAGCUGUUCGGCAUCUUCGGCGCGAAGGAGCAAAGCUUGCAGCGUAAGAAGGAUGCUGUCCUGUUCAUCCAACAAUGCUGCGCAAUAGCCAAGAGCCUACAGGCGAACGGCCGAGCUCAACUUUAUCAGAACUUCAUCAGCAACGGCUUGCUGGAAGUGAUACAGUUUGCGCUCAAGCAUCAGGAUGCGUCCGUGCGAGUUGCAGGAACAGACAUACUGGUCUCACUUAUAGACCACGAUGCAUUGAUGGUCCGCAGUUACAUCUUCAAGGCUAUCCAGGAAAAGUCGAAGCCACUGACCGACACGCUCAUCGAGUUGCUCCUCAUCGAGGUUGAUCUGGGCGUUAAAGCGCAGAUGGCUGACGCGAUCAAGAUAUUGCUGGACCCUAACGCAAACUCGGCAUCCAUCGAGGCUCUAGGCCGUACUAACAGCGACUUCCUGGCAAAGAUGAGGGGUCAAUUGCCAUCAAUACCCCAGACUGACUCGUUCGUUCAAAACUUUUACGACGAGUCCGCAAGAAAGCUCUUCCAACCGCUCAAGGAACUUGAAGGCAAAGAAUCGAUGGGUGACCUCUCGAUACAAGAGGUAUCCUUGUACGCUCAUCUGGUGGAGGUUUUGUGCUUCUUCAUCCGGCAACAUUCUUACCGCAGCAAAUACUUCAUCCUUUCAGAAGGUCUUGCAGCUAGAGUCGGCCAGCUGAUGAGUUGUCCGGAGAAGCACCUCAAGUUGACCGCUCUGAAAUAUUUCCGCACAGUCAUCGCCUUACACGACGAGACACAUAAUCGGCAGAUCAUCCAACACCAACUCUUCGAACCAAUCCUUCAAGUCUUGUUCGACACGAUGCCGCGAGACAACCUGUUGAACUCAGCCUGCCUCGAGCUCUUCGAGUUCAUCAAGCGCGAAAACAUCAAAAUCAUUGUUCACCAUUUGGUUGAGACGUAUCGUGAGAAGCUUCAGCUUGUCACGUAUGUUGACACCUUCCAAAACCUCAUCUUGCGUUACGACCAGAUGCAAGAGCCAGUGACCACACAGGAGCUCGACCACUCUUUUACUAGCGUGGAAAGUGACACACCUGCGCGACCAUCAGGAUUGGUCAACGGUGGCAAGUGGGGUCAAGGGUUGAGGGACGUGGACGCAGACGAGGAAGCGUAUUUCAAUACAUCAGACGACGAGGACGAACUGGCAGCUCCUGGGAAGCCAGUGCUGAAUGGAGCGUCGCCAGUACGACCACUAGUAAACUACCCCGACGACGAUGCCGAAGACGAUGUCGACAUGGAUAUCCCCAUGACCCUGCGCAGUGCAACAGCUGCCAUGCAAGCAAAGGACGAGAGCAAGUCACCGAAAACGAUCAGCUCUGCAGGGUCACCUCCGGAACGUAUUUCCGAGAAGCGUCGUAGAGAAGACGAUGAGGAGGAUGAGCUGCUCGCUAACCUAUCGACGACGACCGCACCCAAACGCCGUGCUUCGACAUCAAGCAACACAAGUACACCGAGUCUACGCAGUCUACGCCGAAAAUCACCGCAGAUCAACUCUGGGAAAGAUGGUGGAACGGCCAAGAAGAUAUCAAUUUCACUACCCGUAAAGACCGGAGGCGAGAACAACGAGAACGAAUAA